Messenger RNA from Asparagus officinalis (garden asparagus), 1937 nucleotides. Its product is annotated as protoporphyrinogen oxidase, chloroplastic. The coding region runs from base 1 to 1575 and encodes 524 amino acids. The record is from RefSeq and is a predicted model, not a curated record. NCBI's taxonomy places the organism in Eukaryota, Viridiplantae, Streptophyta, Magnoliopsida, Asparagales, Asparagaceae. Gene Ontology annotation, molecular function: protoporphyrinogen oxidase activity, oxygen as acceptor. The transcript has 10 exons. Gene Ontology annotation, biological process: porphyrin-containing compound biosynthetic process.
AUGUCCUAUCUUCGGAAAGGGGUUAUCUUUGGUAUCCUUGUCGGAGACUCGAAUUCCGGAGGGGUUCGACGCGGUAAACACGGAGCUCUUUCGGGGGCGACUAGACGGUCCUUGCAUAACGGGGCCAUUAUCCCACAGCAGCUCGACAAAUUCAUCAUGCCUUCAGUAAGCAAGCAAGCAAGAUCCCCAGGGACAGCUCGAAUUUCGUGCGUCGUGAUUGGGGGCGGAAUCAACGGCCUCUGCACCGCCCAGACGCUCGCCACGCGCCACGCCGGCACGACCCCCAAGGUGCUAGUGAUGGAGGUGAGGGAUCGGGUUGGGGGCAACGUCACCACCGUCGAGAGGGAUGGCUAUUUAUGGGAGGAGGGGCCUAAUAGCUUCCAGCCCUCGGAUCCAGUCCUCUCCAUGGCGGUUGACAGUGGCUUGAAGGAUGAGCUCGUGUUCGGCGAUCCCGAUGCCCCUCGUUUUGUUCUUUGGAAGGGAAAGCUCAGACCCGUGCCCUCAAAACCAGCUGACCUGCCCUUCUUUGACCUGAUGAGCAUCGGUGGUAAACUGAGGGCUGGGUUUGGCGCCAUCGGCAUUCGACCCCCUCCACCAGGGCGUGAGGAAUCGGUCGAAGAGUUUGUUCGGCGUAAUCUCGGGGAUGAGGUUUUUGAACGUUUGAUAGAACCAUUUUGUUCAGGUGUCUAUGCUGGUGACCCUGCAAAGCUUAGUAUGAAAGCAGCUUUUGGAAGAGUUUGGAAGCUUGAGCAGAAUGGUGGAAGCAUAAUAGGUGGAACUUUCAAGGCGAUUCAGGAGAGGAACAAAAGUCCAAAACCACCUCGAGAUCCGAAUUUACCAAAACCAAAGGGACAAACUGUUGGGUCUUUCAGGAAAGGGCUUGCUAUGCUACCUGAUGCAAUUUCUUUGAGAUUGGGAAGCAAAGUUAAGCUGUCAUGGAAGCUUAUCAGCAUAAAGAAAAUGGACAGUUAUGGUUAUAUGCUGAUGUAUGAGACACCAGAUGGCAUGAUAUCAGUUCAGACCAGAAGUGUUGUCCUGACUGUUCCAUCAUACAUUGCCAGUAAUUUGCUACGUUCUCUUUCCAAUGACGCUGCUGAUGCUCUGUCGAAGUUUUAUUACCCACCAGUUGCUGCAGUUUCUAUCUCCUACGCAAUCAAGGGGUUUGGUCAAUUGCAUCCACGUAGUCAAGGAGUCGAGACUUUAGCCCCUCCUGGAAGGGUGCUGCUUCUGAACUAUAUUGGAGGAGCUACAAAUACUGGGAUUACGUCUAAGACGGAGGCAGAUCUUGUUAAAGCAGUUGACCGCGAUCUUAGAAAAAUGCUUAUAAAUCCUAAUGCUGAGGACCCUCAUGUUCUUGGGGUAAGGGUAUGGCCACAAGCCAUACCCCAGUUCUUGGUGGGUCAUCUAGAUCAAUUGGAAGCUGCAAAAUCUUCCUUACGCAAAGGUGGAUUUGAAGGAUUGUUUCUUGGAGGUAAUUAUGUGGCCGGUGUGGCCUUGGGGCGAUGCGUAGAGGGUGCUUAUGAAAGUGCUUCUGAGGUAUCAGAGUUUUUAAGCAAGUGUUACGCAUACAAGUAGCUGAGGAACGAGGAGCUUGAUGCACCCCGUACCUAGGUGAGGUCCACCGCAAUCGAGGAAGUAGUAGUAUUGUUCUUUCCCUUCUGUAGAAGCUGUCUUUAACGCCAUUUCUGUUUGUAUUUGCCUUUAUUCCUUCAAUGUUGGUGCGUAUUUCAACGGUUUGGUAUUCUUUUCGAAAGGAAUAAAGCAGCUCCAGUUUUGUCUUGGAGGGCUCCAGUUCAAACUAAAUGUUCUAAUCCAUACUUUAUCGUUCCUUGUUUUCUCCAGCUGCAGUCAUUUGCAUUCGGUUUGAGCAAGCGUGAUGUAUUUAAUACCUGUUUCUUCCCCUCCACGAAAUCAAACACUUCAGAAUAUUGUGUUCA